AGCCACGUUCCAUUUGAUUUAUUGACAAAGUACAGGUUACAAGAUUUAGGAUUUAGGAUUGAGGCCGCCGACGUCACUUGACCCAACACAAACGCGCGCGCGUCCACGCCGCUGUGCUGUGCAGCCUCUGCUCAGUUGCUCUCUCCUCUGCGACGGUGUUACGUAUGUCUAGUGUGUGAUGACUGGCACCUACAUCCAGCCCGCGGUUUGAAGGAUAUCUCCUGGAAGGAACGUCUUUUUGAGGUCCUAUGGGAGUUCUGACAGCCGCAGUUUGUCUGUUGGCAGCCGUGGGAGUGGGGUGUCGGCCAGUAAUCUCACCACUCAAUGAUGCAAAGGUCAGAGUUGAAUGUAUCAUUCAAGAAACUCUGAAUGGGGAUGGGUCGCAACAUGAGUGUGACCCUCAGCGAGCAGCGGAACUUGAUGAAGUGCAAAGACACCAGGAUCUUCUCGGGGAGCUGCAGAGGCUGGCUGAUGAAGAGAGAGAGCGGUAUGAGUAUAACCUAGCUGAUGAAGAAGGUGAUUUGGAGUCGAAGGAUGACGACAGCGAUGCGACCAAAACAACAGUGGAAGACGAUCCCAAGAAGAGGGAGAUGAAUGAGCCAAAGAUCGAUGACACAGGGAUCCACGAUGACGAGGAGAGAGCUAAGCAGCUUGAGGAGCUGCUAGCCGAAGAGAUCACCAAGAAGGAAAAGGACGAGAGGAAUGAUGACGAGCUCAAAGAGCUGCUGAGAGAGUUGAAGAAAAAGCGUUACGAGAUGAAGGAAAUAGGGAGCCCAAAAAGCAAGUUGUCAGAAAAUGGUCAGGAGGAGGAUGACACUAAGCAAAAGGCGGCAAGAGACAAAGAGGAAGCUCAGCAGGAGAGUGUUGACGAUCACAGGAAGGAUGAGUUAGAGCUGAGUGUGGAGAAAGAAAAGGUGGAGAAGGAGCUGAAGGAGCUGACGCGCAAGAAUAGGCCAGAGGAGGAGAGUGCAAGAAAGGAGAAGCGGGAGGAGCUGGACGAGCUGGUUAAGAAGAUGCAACGAGUGCAGGACGAGGCGCGAGCACAGGCGGGCGGCAAUGGUGCCGACCAGAGCAAGCGCGAAGAGGACGGGGAUGUUGAAAGAGGAGGUAACAAUGGCGCAGGUGACAAUGACGCGAGUAGCAAAGAGGGAGCGGUGGAGGUGAAGGAGCCGCAGCAGAAGAGAGUGAUGGAGAAAGCCAGCGAUGAGGCCACUCGCCAGUUUGAGAGAGAGAGGUUCAAGGACCAGGAGGAGGAUGACGACGAGCCACAUGGGGAGGAUGAGGAAGAUGAGGAUGAGUACAUCAGAGAGGAUGAAGAUGAUGAUGAAGGUGGUUUAGAAGAUGAAGAAGGCGAGGAGCUGCUGGAGAUCGAAGCCCAGUUACGCAAAGUUGCCGCAGAGCUGAGAGAGCUGCGGAGAGGAUAAACACCCACCCACACACGCACACACAGUUGCCCUUGGUUGCAUUCUCAUUCAAACAUUCGGCUCCCCUGAUUCCCAUUAACAUCCUCGUUGUCUCUUCUUUGGAUGCAAAAUGAUUUUUGCUAUUUUCCUACAGUUUUUUCAUCACUGUUAACACAAUGCUAAUUUUAGUUUUGGUGCUCAAGGCGGCUCUCUGAAUCCAUGCUUAGUGGGCUUGUCACCAUCAUCUGUAAAUGUUUAAUUGACAAGUGGAAUCAGCAACUGUCACAGAUGCAAGCAUUCAGCACUUUUAUUUUAAUGCCAUUUUUACCUAGAAACUUUACAUACACACGCCACACAGCAUUUUGGGUGCCGAGUCACUAAAAACAUGCACACAGUGCUUCUUAUCUCAGAAAUGACAACAUUCUCUAUAAGCAAUGCGAGUGUCUCAAUAUCUGUUUUGUGCAAUUAGCGAUAGCUACAUGUAAAGUGUUAUGACUGUUAUGUACAACUGAUAUUUCUACCCAAGGGUAAACAUUCAUUCUUUCAAGUAAUAACUAGUGCUUCAUUAGGCUCGUGUACUGUUAAAAUCAGACUGUUUGUGAUGAACGAGGGUGACACGAACAAAACACAGAUGGAUCUUGUACGUAUGUCAGGUGUUGCACGUGGCAUGUGGAUGUACACGCUGUGUACGGGUAGGUUGGCGUACAGUCGAUGGGAAAUGAUGUACUUAGAGCUUACAAGGUCUCAACGUGUCACUUGAGGUUCAGGACAGCUUUGCACUCUUAAUAAGCCAAGGACGAGGCAGGGACGAGGAAGACACUAAAGCCAUUUUCUUGUCUUUUGGAACACUAACGCUGAAAAUAACCGCUGGACUGUAAUCGCUCGGUGGUAUGGCACCACGUUUGCAGUGGAUGCUGUCUUGUUUUUUUUUGUGCUCGUGUAAAUGUCAUUGCGCCAAGGUCAUACAAAGUAAAAAGCAAAAGCGCCCCCAAGAGGUCACUGCGUCAAAUUGCACAAGGUACACCUUUUAACAGGGUUAGCAAGCAACUCAGUUAACUGCAAUAAUGCAAUAUUCACUGAGGCACACAUGAAUGCAAUAAUGAAUAUUAAACGAGUAAGACAAUACAACAGGUAUUUUAAUACGCCAUUAAAGUGCACAUAUAGUAAUUAUUUAUUAAAUAUGUUCUCUCUUUUCUUUUUUUGUUCUCUAUACAGCCAAGAAUUGCAAUCGGAUGUGAACAAAAGUAAAUAAUCGUUAAGACGAAAAAAUAUUAGUACAACCCUUUCCAAAGAUGAUUGUUCGUUUCAUAAUUGAAAAACGGUUACUGUACUUUAAAGUUGUUUCCUGUACAUAUGUGUAAGAUGUAUCAACCAGCAAGGUAGAUGAAGGAUACGUCUGGAGACAAGUGAUAUUGAGGAUAUUUCAAAACCAUUUAAAAAUAGUAACAAUAUUUGUAAUAUUACUGGCUAAUAUAAUGCUGUAUUUUGUGCCUGCUGUGUCUUCGAUGCUACUCAUUAAUCAAUAAAAGUAUAUGAAACACG
Messenger RNA from Hippocampus zosterae (dwarf seahorse), 2945 nucleotides. RefSeq names its product DNA ligase 1. NCBI's taxonomy places the organism in Eukaryota, Metazoa, Chordata, Actinopteri, Syngnathiformes, Syngnathidae. The record is from RefSeq and is a predicted model, not a curated record. The transcript has 6 exons. The coding region runs from base 249 to 1424 and encodes 391 amino acids.